Messenger RNA from Anguilla rostrata (American eel), 1701 nucleotides. It is a transcript of the gene ccnb2, whose product is annotated as cyclin B2. Gene Ontology annotation, molecular function: cyclin-dependent protein serine/threonine kinase regulator activity. Gene Ontology annotation, cellular component: cytoplasm; nucleus; cyclin-dependent protein kinase holoenzyme complex. The coding region runs from base 138 to 1322 and encodes 394 amino acids. Gene Ontology annotation, biological process: mitotic cell cycle phase transition; regulation of cyclin-dependent protein serine/threonine kinase activity. The transcript is spliced from 8 exons. The record is from RefSeq and is a predicted model, not a curated record. Lineage: Eukaryota; Metazoa; Chordata; Actinopteri; Anguilliformes; Anguillidae.
GGAGCGGUAUUUGAAUGGAGAUCCCGUUGUCAUAAUCUGCACGGCAAAGCAUUUGGGAAUAACAUAUCACUCAGUAGUGUUUGUAGCGGCGUAUUAUACCUGUGCAGAAGUUAUUUUUAAAGGACGAAUUUCCAAGGAUGUCUUUGGCAGUACGCGGAAUUAACCGAAAUGCAGAAAACGCAGCCCCGAUGGGCAAGGCCAUCACAGACGGGACGAGGAGGCCUGUGCUUGGCGAAAUUUCCAACUUCGCCAAUAAAGCGGUACAAGUCAAGAAAAACACGACCUUGAAGGCUCAGGCCGUGAAGACCGCAAAGCCAGCGUCGCAGCAGCAGGCACUGCCGACGGCUGCGCUGCACAAGCGCGCUCCAGUCCUACCCGUGAUCGCUGACCCACCACAAGUUGUUUCGGUUUCCAACGAUGUGGCCAUUAAGGAGGAGGAGUUGUGCCAGGCCUUUUCCGAUGCACUUUUAGCCGUAGAAGACAUCGAUGAAGGCGAUGCUGAUAUGCCUCAGUUGUGCUCCGAAUACGUGAAGGAUAUCUACGUGUAUCUUCGGAACCUCGAGGUCCAGCAGUGUGUUCGGCCUAGGUACAUGCAGGGCUACGAGAUCAACGAGCGUAUGCGCGCACUCCUGGUGGACUGGCUAAUCCAGGUGCACUCCAGGUUCCAGCUGCUGCAGGAAACCCUGUACAUGACCGUUGCCAUCUUGGAUCGCUUCCUCCAGGUGCAGCCGGUUUCCCGGCGGAAGCUGCAGCUGGUCGGCGUGACCGCCAUGCUCAUCGCUUCCAAGUACGAGGAAAUGUACGCCCCGGAGGUCGGGGACUUCGUCUACAUCACAGACAACGCCUUCACCAAAGCUCAGAUCCGCGAGAUGGAGAUGCUUAUACUGCGGGACCUCAACUUCCAGCUGGGUCGCCCUCUGCCCCUCCACUUCCUCAGAAGGGCCUCCAAGGCUGGCAGUGCUGAUGCAGAGAAACACACGCUGGCCAAGUACCUGAUGGAGCUGACCCUAAUGGACUACGAUAUGCUGCAUUACCACCCCUCUGAAAUUGCCGCUGCUGCCCUCUGUCUCUCCCAGCUGGUGCUAGAUGGACAAAAAUGGUCUGCAACACAGCAACAUUACUCCACCUACAAUGAGGACCACCUCAAGCCCAUCAUGCAACACAUGGCCAAAAAUGUGGUCCGGGUCAACGAGGGACUGACGAAGCACAUGGCCAUCAAGAACAAGUACGCCAGUAGCAGGCUGAUGAGGAUCAGUCUCCUCCCUCAACUCAAGGCCGCAGUCAUCAAGGAUCUGGCUGCUCCCCUGCUCCCUCAGUCCUGAGGCCCAGCAGCUGGUCCUGCUCCUCACCCUUGCACUUUAUUUUUAAUAUGGAUUUUAAACUUUUUUCAACCUGUGUGGUGGCCUGCUUUUAUUUUUAUUUUUUUUUGGCCUUCAUGUAAAUAUUCUCAAAUGUUUGUAGAAAUAAACAAGGUUUUUUAAAUAGUUCUUUGCAUGUUUCAAUGUGGCUUUACAAUGCAAGUCUCUGCAGUUUUCAAUGCUGUUCAUGUGUAAAUGUAUUUUAAAUUUAGAAUUGUUCAUUGCUAUGCCUUGUUCAAUCAAGUUAGGUGCACUACUGUUCUGUUGUAAAUAUUUUUUUUCCCCUUUAACUUUGGUGUCCUGUGUUGCAAUGGAACUUUAUUAAAAUCCAAAGAGAACUUUG